ACAAAGUGAGCUGCACACCAUAUAUGGAGAAACCCGUUUCUUAAAACUAGUGAUGAACUCAUGCUCUGUUCUGUUUUCUCAAAGCUGAAGUCGGCUAGCUUUGCAAAGCUGCGGGCUGAGCACUCAGGAAGGCAAUCACACUCUCAGAAACUGCGGCGGCUCUGCACUGCAGCCUCCCAAGGCUCCAUGCCAGACAAAGCAUGUGUGCCACACUUGCUACAAUAGCCUGGAUGGUUUCUUUUGUCUCCAGUUAUUCACACACAGCAAAUAUUUUGCCAGAUAUCGAAAAUGAAGAUUUCAUCAAAGACUGCGUUCGAAUCCAUAACAAGUUCCGAUCAGAGGUGAAACCAACAGCCAGUGAUAUGCUAUACAUGACUUGGGACCCAGCACUAGCCCAAAUUGCAAAAGCAUGGGCCAGAAAUUGCCAGUUUUCACAUAAUACACGGCUGAAGCCACCCCACAAGCUGCACCCAAACUUCACUUCACUGGGAGAAAACAUCUGGACUGGGUCUGUGCCCAUCUUUUCUGUGUCUUCCGCCAUCACAAACUGGUAUGACGAAAUCCAGGACUACGACUUCAAGACUCGGAUAUGCAAAAAAGUCUGUGGCCACUACACUCAGGUUGUUUGGGCAGAUAGUUACAAAGUUGGCUGCGCAGUUCAAUUUUGCCCUAAAGUUUCUGGCUUUGAUGCUCUUUCCAAUGGAGCACAUUUUAUAUGCAACUACGGACCAGGAGGCAAUUACCCAACUUGGCCAUAUAAGAGAGGAGCCACCUGCAGUGCCUGCCCCAAGAAUGACAAGUGUUUGGACAAUCUCUGUGUUAACCAACAGCGAGAUCAAGUCAAACGUUACUACUCGGUUGUGCAUCCAGGCUGGCCCAUAUAUCCACGUAACAGAUACACUUCUCUCUUUCUCAUUGUUAAUUCAGUAAUUCUGAUACUGUCUGUCAUAAUUACCAUUUUGGUACAGCACAAGUACCCUAAUUUAGUUCUUUUGGACUAAUACAAUCCAGGAAAGAAAAAACCCAAAUAUCAACCUGAUUCAAAUAUGGUUUUUUUUUUAACCAAUAACAGUGAAUAACAAUUAGGUGUAAUUCUAUUUUAAAACAUUUCAGAAAAAAGUAUAUGUUGCAGCCACACUCUUACUCAAAAGAAGAAACUUCCUAACUAUCAGAUAAACUCAUCUUUACUUCCCACUUUUCUAUAAAUAAGCAUUGUUUGCAGGUUGCCACAGGUGGACUUUCAGUAAGUAACUUAACCCAUGUUUCAGCUUCUAAAUCUGCAAAAUGAGCAAGGUACAGUAGUACUUUUUAAGGUGAUUCUUAGUAACUCUGGUAGCCAUUAUUACUUUUUGCACGCUGCUUCGACUCUAAAUAUCUGGUUUUCCCUGUUCUCUUGCAACCUGAUGUCUUUCUGGUUUACCACUUCCCCAGAUUCAGAACAGAGUAACUAGGGGAUCUGAUUUUAGAGGCCUUGUUUUUCUGUUCAUGGACUGUUAAAAGUAAAACCAAAUUUUCAAAAGGGAUAAACCUAAAUAUUUGUUUGUUAUCAUUAAAGGGAGCAUCAAAUGCUAGGACAUCAUUAUAUCUGAAGACUAACCAAUGGCAUCAGACACUGGAUUUAAUGGAUAAUCACAAUGGUCGUAAUGUAUACAAAGACAUAUAUACCACUUUCUAGUACAAAAUUUUCAAAAAACACAAUAAUAUAAUAAUUUAUAAAGAACACUCUUCUAUGAACAACCACCACCAAAACAAAACCCUCAGAAAAUUUCUCACAAAUAAGGCAACUAAUGCCUGGUAUCUCAAAAUCCUUUACAAAAGGAGAUAGUUCUAGUCAAGGAGUUUGGGGUAUGUUACUUUUUUUUCUUCUUUUUCUUUUCAUCUGCCUCCAUCUUCAGUGCAAUUUCUUCAGCUGUAAGAGCUCCCAGUUUCUUAUUCUUUGCUUUCUUAACCUUUUCCUUGAUGCUGGCCACAUCAAUUUUAGUUUCAGUAGAAGCUAGACAAAUUAAAAGCACAAUACAUGUAACACUUUAGAUGUUACCAAGUGAAACAAAGAAUAUAUUUUAAAGCAGUCACUUCAGAGUCCUCUUAUAAUUGAAAAAUCACAGUAUAAAAUAUAAAAACACCUGCCUAAAGGGGUCAGAAAUUUAUUCAGACUAAUAAAACCAUAAAAUACUUUAAUACAUAAAAAUGGCAUGAUUGAUUGAACCAAUUACUGGAUUCAACUAUAUUAAGACUAUUUCCUUAAAUCCUACUUCAGACUAAAUUAUUUUACCUACAUUCUUUUCCAUAUUUUGGAACUUUUGAGUCCUCAUUAUUUUCCAUCUUGCAUAUUAAAAUAAUUUACAUGUAUCCCUUCUCAGUAAGUUUAAUCAGCUAACCAUAAGCUACAGGUCAAAAUCUACUUCCUCUAAUACCAAAACAAAAACUUAAAGUUUUCCAAAUAUUAAUUCAAUGAAUGACUAAUAGUAUUCUAUUUAACAAGAGUUUGCUGUAUUUAACAACAUUUUGGUGAAUAAAGACAAUUUGGGCAUACUUGGAAGUUCCCCUAACAGGACCCAACUAUCUAAUCAAUGACAAAAGUAGGAGCAAAAUAGAGAAAGGAAGCAGUGAAAAAGAAUGCAACUUUUUCUUACUAUUCAAAGUACAGUAUCACAGCAUAAAAGAAUCAUAAGAUAAAACAUCAUAAUGUACAAACUAUCCAGCAACCUGAGAAGCACAGAGCGUUAAAGCCUCCACCGUGUGGAGAAACUACAUUAGGUUAACUAGCUAUUGAGUACCUUCAAAGCACUCAACUGACAGGUUGUACAAACUGGAAAUUAUAAUACUUAUGACAUUUUUACCUUUCAUAUAACCAAUAAUCUACCACAGAAUACAGUAUUUUUAAAACUAUUAACAAGCAAUAUGUUACAUAAUGUAUUAUAUCUGUUUCUGACCAAGUCUGUACAAUAUUGCUGGGGGGCCCUCUCCCCUCAGUGUCACUGUUCACUUUGGAGGGUUACUUUAGGAAGAGGACAAGUGUUACCACAGGGGGGAAAAAUGCAGAAGAGGAGAGGAUGCAUCAGAAUGAGACUAGAAAUGUUAUGAGAAUGUUUUCUCUUAGUGUCUUUUAAAUACUAGGUUAGUGGGAAAGUGAUUGUGGUUUCUGCCAUUUAAAAACCACUAUCACUUUCACACUAAUAAAUAGCUCCUGAAUAAGACCUGUCAGUGUCCUUUAGUCCAAAGUGAUGAUAAAUCCAUGUUACCAAUAUAGAAGCCAAACUCUAAGCCAAAAUCACAGAAAGAGAAGAAAAAGUACAACUUCUGGUAAUUCCUCUUUGAGAGGCAUGACAGCAGAGCUCAGGGAUCGUCUUGCUUGCAUUUCUACAGAAGACAUACUGGCUGCCCUGGGUUUGUAUCUUUCACAACAAACAGUCUUUCCUAAGCACAGACCAGAGGUCAGGAGAGGAUUGUCAAUCCAGUUUGCAAUGAAACAGGCAUUAGCUGCCUCUAGUCCUUAGGAUCAGUAAUUAAUGAAAUGCUAAGAGAACUGAUGAAAACAUGAUUAUUUCUUAAAGAGAUUCAGACAAAUUCACUAUGGGUUUACUUUUCAUAAUUAAUAAAGACUUUUACAUCACAGAAAGCAUUACCUUCCUUAGGUUUCACAAUUGGUUUUUCUUUAGGUGGAAUAAAUGCUUUGUUUCUUUCCUCUUGUUUCUUACUGAUGGCUUCUGCUUGUUUAGCCUACAUUAGUAAAUAAAAAAUACAUUAGUUAAAUGUAUUUAUAGUUAAAUAAUUCAAGUAUCUAUGAACUUUGCUAUUAAUGUUGUGAGCUAGACAUAAAGUACCUUUAUUGCUUCCA
Messenger RNA from Piliocolobus tephrosceles (Ugandan red Colobus), 3838 nucleotides. It is a transcript of the gene GLIPR1, whose product is annotated as GLI pathogenesis related 1. Gene Ontology annotation, cellular component: extracellular region. The transcript has 6 exons. The record is from RefSeq and is a predicted model, not a curated record. Bases 201 to 1001 code for a protein of 266 amino acids. Lineage: Eukaryota; Metazoa; Chordata; Mammalia; Primates; Cercopithecidae.